UACCCUAGUUUUCACUACCUUCAUAUUCUCAGGGUUUCUCCUCCUUCAUUCUAGUCGUUCGGUGCAGGCGCAGCAGACAGACAGAGAGAGUGUCGUCCUUCUUCAAACGCGGUCACCAUGGGGCGUAUGCACAGUCGCGGUAAGGGUAUCUCCAGUUCGGCUCUUCCAUAUAAGAGGACGCCACCUAGCUGGUUGAAGAUUUCGUCGCAGGAUGUGGAGGAAAACAUCUGCAAGUUUGCCAAGAAAGGUCUCACUCCAUCCCAAAUUGGUGUUAUUCUUCGUGACUCUCAUGGAAUUGCUCAGGUUAAGAGUGUCACUGGAAGCAAGAUUCUACGUAUAUUGAAAGCCCAUGGUCUUGCUCCUGAAAUUCCUGAGGAUUUGUAUCACUUGAUCAAAAAGGCUGUCUCCAUUAGGAAGCACUUGGAGAGGAAUAGGAAGGACAAGGAUUCUAAAUUCAGGUUAAUUUUGGUUGAGAGUAGGAUUCACCGCCUUGCCCGUUACUACAAGAAGACUAAGAAGCUCCCACCCGUGUGGAAAUAUGAAUCUACAACUGCCAGCACCCUUGUGGCUUAGAGUGAAAUGUUCUUAAGAUAUGAUAGAAUUCUUCAAUCAAUGUACUUUUUGAUAAGCAAAUUUAUUUCUUUGACGUGAUUUUCGAGUUUUCAAUUCUUGUUAAAACACUUAUCCAAUGGUAGUUUUGAUGAUGGAUUUUUGUUUUUAUUAUU
Vigna umbellata (rice bean) is the source of this 725-nucleotide messenger RNA. Its product is annotated as small ribosomal subunit protein uS15. NCBI's taxonomy places the organism in Eukaryota, Viridiplantae, Streptophyta, Magnoliopsida, Fabales, Fabaceae. Gene Ontology annotation, cellular component: nucleolus; cytosolic small ribosomal subunit; ribosome. Gene Ontology annotation, biological process: translation. The record is from RefSeq and is a predicted model, not a curated record. Gene Ontology annotation, molecular function: structural constituent of ribosome; small ribosomal subunit rRNA binding.